AUGAGUGAAAAGCGAGAAUGGACGAACGAAGCUUGGAAAAAUGACAAUAACGUAGGAAAAAUGAAACCCAACGACACCAAUUUCUCUGAAUACGACAUUUUGAGGAAAAGCUCAGUUCAAUUGGAUUUGCCAAGUUACUCAGAAGUUUGUUAUAACAGUGGAGAUGACUUGGAGAAGGGUUUGUUUACACCUAUUCCUCCUACCUAUAAACAACUUCAACUGAGUAAUACAGACGAAUCUGAUGAUAAUCAA
Molecule: messenger RNA, 252 nt
Organism: Schizosaccharomyces cryophilus OY26
Lineage: Eukaryota; Fungi; Ascomycota; Schizosaccharomycetes; Schizosaccharomycetales; Schizosaccharomycetaceae
Exons: 1
Source: RefSeq, a predicted model, not a curated record